Sphenostylis stenocarpa is the source of this 552-nucleotide messenger RNA. NCBI's taxonomy places the organism in Eukaryota, Viridiplantae, Streptophyta, Magnoliopsida, Fabales, Fabaceae. The record is from the annotation of a GenBank genome assembly.
AUGUUUUUUUACUUUCUAUGUCAACUUCUGUUCACACAGUCCUCACUGGAUCUCUAUUUGUGUGCUUUGGCUAUUCUUGGGAUUAUGUUGCCAGCUCAAGGAAGAUGGCUCUCAAAAUUUCUACGUAAUAGUAUCCAGCUGUUGCGUGUUAUUGUGGCUAUUAUUCUUCAAACAAAACUAGAAAGCGUUCCAGCAGCAAAUAUCUAUGCACCAGAGUCUCUUAGGACUGGAUAUUCAAUCUUUGCUUCGGGAUUAAUUGUGGGCUUUGCUAAUCUUGUUUGUGGGUGUGUAUUCUUUCUUACCUACCUCAUUAUUCUCCUGAUGAAUACAGGGGACCUUUUCCAUCCUGAUGUUACAUAUUCAAUUUUUUCCGCCUCUGGCAGGUUGUGUGUAGGAAUAAUUGGAAGCAGCUGUGCAUUAUCUGAUGCUCAGAACUCCUCCCUCUUAGUGAAAAUUCUUGUCAUUGAGAUCUUCGGUAGCGCGCUUGGGCUAUUUGGAGUGAUUGUUGGAAUUAUCAUGUCAGCACAAGCAACAUGGCCAAGAAAAGUUUAA